This is a messenger RNA of Ananas comosus (pineapple), 1626 nucleotides long. RefSeq names its product NAC domain-containing protein 35. Gene Ontology annotation, biological process: regulation of DNA-templated transcription. The transcript has 3 exons. The record is from RefSeq and is a predicted model, not a curated record. NCBI's taxonomy places the organism in Eukaryota, Viridiplantae, Streptophyta, Magnoliopsida, Poales, Bromeliaceae. Gene Ontology annotation, molecular function: DNA binding. The coding region runs from base 338 to 1417 and encodes 359 amino acids.
UUUUAUUUCUCCUCUACUUGGAAUUGUGUAGAGAGAGAGAGAGAGAGAGAGAGAGAGAGAGAGUAUGGGUCAGAACAGGGGACAAUCAUAGUGGUGGUGGUAGUAGUCUAGCAUUAAUCACAAUUAAUACAAGUAUUCAUCCAUUUUAUUUGCCAUUUGUUUGACAAAUUCUCUGAAUCCUUUCACCACUUGCACCUACCUUAGAAGAAGAAGAAGAAGAAGGAGAAGGAGAAGGAGAAGAAGCCACUUGAAAGGGGAGUAUAUAGCAGGUGUGAGGGUGGGGGUUGAAAGAGCUGAUGAUUCGGGGCUUUAGCGGUAUGCGGCGAUCGGAUCUACGAUGAGUGGAGACGACGAUGGCAAGGAUGCUCAUGAGAACGAUCUCGUGAUGCCGGGGUUUCGCUUCCACCCUACUGAAGAGGAGCUGAUCGAGUUCUACCUCCGCAGAAAGGUCGAGGGCAAGCGCUUCAACGUCGAGCUUAUCACCUUCCUCGACCUCUACCGCUACGACCCAUGGGAGCUCCCUGCAUUUGCAGCAAUUGGGGAGAAAGAGUGGUUCUUCUAUGUCCCUAGAGAUCGAAAGUAUAGGAACGGAGAUCGACCCAACCGCGUGACCGCAUCGGGCUACUGGAAGGCCACUGGAGCCGACCGGAUGAUCCGAGCCGAAAACAGCCGGUCGAUCGGAUUGAAGAAGACCCUUGUGUUCUACUCAGGGAAGGCUCCCAAGGGCAUCAGGACCAGUUGGAUCAUGAACGAGUACCGAUUGCCGCAGAACGAAACCGACCAUUACCAGAAGGCCGAGAUUUCCUUAUGCCGGGUCUACAAGCGAGCCGGUGUCGACGACCACAAUCACCUCUCUAGCCACACUUCCACAAAGCCAACCUCCUCGAGAGCGAACGGACUCGACAAAAAGUUCAGCUCAUCUUGCCAUCUACCUGCGAGCUUUGAAACCUUUCGAGGCGACUCUUCAUCAUCGACCGCCAUAGAAAAAGCUCGCAAAGUGCAUAUAAGUGGAAACAACAACACCAACUUGCCCACACCCAUAUACAAACCCACUACUCUCUACGGAUCAACGUCGGCGUCGGUUGCUUCAUUGAGCUCGACAACAUCGACGGAGGAAGAUGGAAGCACUUCUCUCUACGGCCACUCGAAGAACACAAACAGUUUGGUUUCCACAUACUCCCUCAUUAACCUAACUUCUCCCUCCAUGGCCUCAACCCCCAUUGAUGAGCUAAAUAGGUUAGUAGGAUACAACCAAACCUACAAUAACCAGUUACUAAACAACCAGCUCCUUCCAUUGCAACAACAACAAGCCCAGAUGCUUCCGCUUAACUCGAUGUCGAUGUCGUUGUCUUCGAUUUCGGAUAAGCUUUGGGAAUGGAAUGCUCUUCCUCAUGAUGCAGCAAGGGAUUUACACUAGUUUUUAAGUGAUCAACACAGUGACUCUUUCAGAUAUAUAGCUCCCUCUCUCUUUGUAUUUCGUUCCUUUUGAAGAUUAAUUAUGAAUGUAAUCUCCUAGCUAGCCCUCUAAUAUUGUGGGAAGAACAUAGUUUAUAUAUAAUUUCAUCAUUAACAUUGUGUGGGAUUAUAUAUAUAUAUAUAGCAUUGCUGUGCCCGAGUUUGUUCUUA